CCACACUAUUAUCUCUCUCUACUCCUCGCCGAUUAGAUUCCACCGAAUCACAAUCCUCUCUCCUUCCAUGAUGCAGAGACCUCUUCUCAUUUCGUAAAAGAUUCUUCCUUUUUUUUUCUUUUCAAUCUCAGAUUCCAAAAAUGGCGCCUUUUGUUGAAGUAUGCAGGUACAAGCCUGUAGUACCCUUCUCGUUGACCUCCUCCUCCUCUCUCUGUACAUGUCCUUGCCGUCGUUCCACUCCUAGAAACUCUCUAACCCUUCCUCAGCUCCCAGAAAAGUACUCUAAUCUGCGUCUCCUCUGCUCCAAACCGUCGUUUCGUUCUGUUAACAACCGCCGUGUCAUCACCGCCGUUGCUAGAGUUGAAUCAGAGCAGCUUGGUGACGAUGGUAACUCAAAGGAGGGAGACGAAAGAGAUAAAGAAGUGCAAAAUGUGGAGGAAGAUUCGAGUUUAGACCAACAGAAGGCGAAAUCAAGAAGCCAGUUGAAGAAAAGGGUAGUGUUCGGUCUAGGGAUAGGAUUAUCUGUAGGAGGUGUUGUGUUAGCUGGAGGAUGGGUUUUCACGUUAGCAUUAGCAGCUGCGGUGCUUCUAAGCGCUAGAGAGUAUUUCGAGUUAGUGAGAAGCAAAGGAAUUGCUCGAGGGAUGACACCUCCUCCUCGGUAUCUCUCUAGAGUCUGCUCAGUUAUAUGUGCCCUUAUGCCCAUUCUUACAUUGUACUUUGGUCAUAUGGAUAUCGCGGUGACAUCAUCUGCUUUUGUUGUUGCGAUGGCCUUGUUGUUACAGAGAGGAAAAAACCCGCGUUUCUCUCAGCUGAGCAGUACUAUGUUCGGGUUGUUUUACUGUGGCUAUCUUCCUUGUUUUUGGGUUAAGCUGCGUUGUGGUCUCACUGCUCCUGUUCUUGGAAGAAGCUGGCCUGUUCUCCUCGGUGGUCAAGGGCAUUGGACUGUUGGACUUGUGGCGAUAUUGAUUUCGUUUUGCGGUAUCAUUGCCUCGGACACGUUUGCCUUUCUUGGUGGCAAGGCGUUUGGUAAGACUCCGCUUAUAAGCAUUAGUCCAAAGAAGACAUGGGAAGGAGCUGUUGCAGGACUUGUUGGUUGUAUUACCGUUACCGUUUUACUCUCCAAGUCUUUGUCAUGGCCUCAGCCUCUUGUCAGCACAAUAGCUUUUGGGGUUCUUAACUUCUUAGGAUCGGUCUUUGGUGACUUGACCGAGUCAAUGAUCAAACGUGAUGCUGGUGUCAAAGACUCCGGUUCGCUGAUACCUGGACACGGUGGGAUAUUGGAUAGAGUUGAUAGUUAUGUAUUCACUGGCGCACUAGCCUACUCCUUCGUAAGGCUUCAUGGAGUUUGAUGCUACGGUGACAGUGUUAUAGCUUCAAGAACGCUUGCAGAGCGGCGCAUUUUCCCUCUCCACGAAAGUGAAAUUAUAAGAAGAGGAUCAGAGCAAAUGGACUGUAGAAAUUCUGGUAGUGAGCUUCCCGGUUUAUUGUUUGAUUGAACCGGUAUAGAAUUUUUUUCGGUUCAAUGCGAGUGCCGGUACAGUAGGCAAAUUCUCGGGCCGUUGUCUGACCGGUUGGUUAUUUUUAGCAAAGAUUCAUUUCAAUU
Molecule: messenger RNA, 1603 nt
Organism: Raphanus sativus (radish)
Lineage: Eukaryota; Viridiplantae; Streptophyta; Magnoliopsida; Brassicales; Brassicaceae
Product: phosphatidate cytidylyltransferase 5, chloroplastic
Exons: 6
Coding region: 141-1349 (402 amino acids)
Cellular component (GO): membrane
Molecular function (GO): transferase activity, transferring phosphorus-containing groups
Source: RefSeq, a predicted model, not a curated record